Molecule: messenger RNA, 4620 nt
Organism: Lodderomyces pseudojiufengensis
Lineage: Eukaryota; Fungi; Ascomycota; Pichiomycetes; Serinales; Debaryomycetaceae
Exons: 1
Coding region: 1-4620 (1539 amino acids)
Cellular component (GO): cytosol
Source: RefSeq, a predicted model, not a curated record
AUGACUCAACCAAAUUUGAGUUCAAUUCAUAUUUCAGGACCAAGACAGAGAUCAGCUUCUACAGCAGCGAUACAUCCAGAGCUAGGGACUCUCACGACAAAUGAUUCAAAGUCAAUGAUCGAUAAUUCAUCUGGUCUUUCACCAGGUAUCGGAGCUGGUCCUGUAUCAAAUUCUACAGGGGAUAUUCCUCCAGAUUUGGCCAUAUUGCUACAAAAAUUAGAUGAAGACUUUCUUAUCAAUAAAUCUAUAGAUCAGUGGAACUAUAUAAAUCGGAGAGAAGAAAUUAUGCAAACAAUCAACAAAUUACAUCAGAAACAAAAUGAGGAUAUCCAAUCACUUGAUCCCGACUUAUUAGAAAUGCCCUUGAAUCCAAGAAGACCAGCGGCAUCUAUUCCAGAAACCAGUAAAAAUUUUGAUGAUAUUUUAGAAAUUUUGGCAUCAAGAGCAAGUACUUACAGAACUGAUAUGGCGUUCGUGGUCCUAGAUUCAAGAAGUAAAGAAGUAAGUAGUAUAACCUGGGAAAAAUUGUAUUUGAAAGCUUUGAAAAUUGCGUACGAAAUUUGUCAUAAAGUUUCUACGAAAAAUACUGACACAGUUGUGUUAUUAUACAAAGAUGGUGAAGUUUCUGAGUUUGUUACAGCAUUAUUUGGCUGCUUUAUAGCUGGUGUAACUGCAAUUCCGAUUCAUCAAGACAUAUCACUAUCCGAGGUUUUAAACAUAUUGACGUUAACAUCAUCAAAACUAUUACUUUAUUCUGAGACUGUUGCAAAAGAAUUGGAUCGAUUAAAUGCUCAGAAUCUGCGAAUUAAUUGGCCAGCUAAACUUUUAAGGUGGAGAACUACAGAUUUUGGAUCAGCAAAAAAGUCUGAAGUAUCAUAUUGGAACCAAAAGCAACAUGCUAAAAAAGAUAAAAAUUCAUCAAUAAAUUUGGCUUAUAUUGAAUUUUCAAGGUCCCCAGUGGGUGAACUUAGAGGUAUAGCUUUAAGUCAUAGAACAAUUACUCAUCAAAUGCAAUGUUUAGAUGCCGCGCUUCUGAGUUUACCUAAUUCAGGUGGAGGUCUUCGUAGAAGUUUGAAGGAGUUUCGAGGAAAUAAAAAAGUAGUUUUGGCUACAUUGGACAUCAGAUUUUCAAUUGGAUUGAUCUUAGGUGUAUUGUUCACAGUGUAUUCUGGAAACGUAUUAUUUUGGUCACCUCAAAGAGUUAUGGAAAUUCAAGGUUUAUAUGCCAACAUAAUUACAAAAUGUAGGGCUUCCUUGCUUCUAGCUGAUUAUCUAGGAUUGAAAAGAGUUACUUAUGAUUAUCAACAAUCACCAAGUGCAACCAGAUAUUUUUCUAAAACUCAAAGUGUGGAUUUUUCAUCUGUUAAGUGGGUUUUAGUCAACGCAUUAACGAUCGAUGGUGAAUUUAUGGAAAUUUUAUCUCAAAGGUAUUUACGACCGCUUGGGUGUCAGCAUCCAGAAAAUGCCAUCAUACCGAUGUUAACUUUAAGUGAAUAUGGAGGAAUGGUGAUAUCUCUCAGAGAUUGGUUAGGAGGAAAAGAGAAAAUGGGAAUAAAUAUAACUGAAGAAGAUUCGAACGAUUUGUCAUCAGUCUUAAUUGAUAAAGAUUGCUUAGCUAGAAACUUAGUAAAGAUAGUGGAAACAAAUCCGUCAACUUCCGAUGAAAUUGGUAGUGAUGUUUUGAGGGUCGAUGCUUUUGGAUAUCCUCUUCCUGAUGCAACAUUGGCUGUAGUGAAUCCAGAACUGGGGAUUUUAGUUCAAAAAGGUGAAUUAGGUGAGAUUUGGAUAGAUAGUCCUUGUCUAUCUGGAGGAUUUUACGGAUUAAGAAAGGAAUCAAAGCUGAUAUUUCAUGCUAAAUGUCGAGGUCCAAAUGGUUUUCUCGAGAUGGAUUUUUUACGUACAGGAUUAUUAGGUUUUACUUACAAUGGUAAAGUUUAUGUUUUGGGAUUAUAUGAGGAUAGGAUAAGGCAAAGAGUAAGCUGGAUUGAUCAUGCAUUAUUUAAAAAGAUGAACAAGGAAUUGAUGAAAACAUCGGGUUCUAGAUAUCAUUAUUCGUCUCAUUUAUUGGCGACUUUGGCUAGCGAAGUGAAACAAAUAUACGAUUGUACAAUUUUUGAUAUAUUUGUCGGUAAUGAGUAUUUACCUGUUGCUAUAGUCGAAGCUGAAGUUAUUCGAAAACAAAUUGAUGAUCUGAGUGGAGUAGAAUCUAAUGCUUCUGGUGGUAAUAAGGCAAAGAAUGGUGAUCUAGAUUAUGCUUCGGGUGUACCACUUAAUGAGCCAGUAUUAAAUGCUAUCGCUCAAAGAUGUUUUGACACUCUUUACAAAAAGCAUUUUCUUCGACUAUAUUGUGUUUUGGUAGUUGAUUGUGAUACAUUACCUAAAAUAAUGCGAAGUGGUGGUAGAGAAAUUGCAAAUAUGCUUUGUAAAAAGAAAUUUUUGGAAGGUACAUUAAAGGCUGAUUAUGUAAAAUUUUUUGUGAGAAAAUCAAUAAGUUUAAUACCUCAUGGUGAAGAUAUAAUCGGUGGUAUUUGGUCUCCUUAUGUCUCUGAACUUAGAAAUAAGGCUUUGCAAAAUUUUCCUGACCAAUAUUCUGCUAUUGAUUACCGGCCAAAAGCAAUUGAUGAAAAAACAGGUCUAGUAUUAAGUGAUUUUGAAUCAAUUCAAGAUAUAUUAAAGUACAGAGUAAACAAAGCUGGUGAUGCUAUAGCAUUUCAAAACGUCGACAUAAGCGGUAAAAAUAAACCAUUGACUUGGAAGAAAUUUGAACUAAAGGUUUAUGCAGUUUGUCAGUACUUGAUGGAAAAGACCAAUUUAAAAGCUGGCCAGUAUGUGAUUUUAAUGUAUUCCUUAUCGGAGGAUUUUGUUGUUGCUGUUUUUGCUUGUUUAAUUUGUGGGAUAAUAGCUGUCCCAAUGUUACCAUUCGAUUCAAAUAGAAUUGGUGAGGAUUUUCCAGCAUUUGUGGGUGUAAUACGUGAUUUUGAUAUAUCAGAGAUUUUAGUUAAUGAUGAGGUUGAGAAAUUUUUGAAAAAUGGGCCAGUUGCUGAUUCUUUGAAAAAAAUUACUCACAAGAAGGUUAAAUCAUUAAAGAUUAAAAAUACAACAAAACUCAGUAAAAUAUCUAAUAUCAAUUCCAUCACAAGUAAAAUUGCAACUUUUCUGGGAAAUACAAAGGGUAAAACAGGUAAUAAAAUUGCUUUGGUUUGGCUAAAUUUUACAUCGGAUCAUUAUCGUGUGGGUGCAACUUUGAGCAACAAAAAUAUAAUUGGUAUUUGUAAGGUAUUCAAAGAGACAUGCAAUUUGAAUUCUCAAUCUUCAAUUGUUGGUUGUGUUAGGCAUGCCUCUGGAAUUGGAUUUGUUCAAACUUGUCUUUUAGGUGUGUUUUUGGGGACGGCCACAUAUUUGAGUUCUCCUGUCACUUAUGCUGAAAACCCAUUAUCAUUUUUUUUAACUCUAGCUAGGCAUAAGGUUAAAGAUGUAUUUGUGACCGAACAAAUGUUGAAAUAUGCUGCAAUAAAAUUUACUCCAAAAGGGUUCAAUUUAAAUUUGUUGAAAAAUAUGAUGAUAAGCACGGAAAAUAGAGUCGAAGUUGAUUUAUUGAGAAAAAUUGCUAGAGUCUUUCAAUCAACAAAAUUGAGUGCUGCUUCAAUGUCAACAGUUCAUAAUCAUUAUUUUAAUCCCAUGAUAUCCACUAGAUCUUACAUGACGGUUGCUCCAGUUGACUUAUAUUUAGAUCCUGUUGCUUUAAGGCAGGGCUAUGUUUCAGUUGUCAAUCAAUCGGAAGUUCCAAACGCUUUACAUAUUCAAGAUUCAGGUAUGGUUCCUGUUUGUACAGAAGUGGCAAUUGUAAAUCCAGAAACAAGAAAAAUCUGUAAAGAAGGUGAAUAUGGAGAAAUUUGGGUAUGUUCAGAAGCUAAUUUAACAUCUUUCACCAACGGACCAAAAGGUCCAAUUGAUCAUUUUUCUCAAAUUCAGUUUAGUGGAGUUAUUGAAGACGGUAAUCCUGAUGUAACAUAUUUGAGAACUGGAGAUUUGGGAUUUUUGCAUAAUAUUUCCAUUACUAAAAAUACUUCUAAUAAAAGUGAUAAAGAAGUUUCAUAUUUUCAACCACUUUUUAUAUUGGGGAAAAUUGCUGAUACAUUUGAAGUUAUGGGAUUGCAUCAUUUCCCAAUUGAUAUUGAAAAUACCAUCGAAUUUUGUCAUGCUGAUAUUUAUAAGAAUGGUUCUUGUGUUUUUCGAUGCUCAGAUUACACUGUGGUUGUUUGUGAAUCCAAAAGAACGAGGUAUUUCGCUUCGUUGGUCCCACUAAUUAUCAACACUGUAUUAAGUAAACAUCAUUUGAUUAUCGAUGUUGUUGCUUUCAUUAAAAAAGGUGAAUUCCCAAUAUCAAGGCUUGGAACCAAACAAAGAGCUAGAAUUGUGGAUGCUUGGGUUCAAGGAGUUAUACCUAUUAGUGCCUCUUAUGGUGUGAAUUAUGGAGAAAACUCAAUGAUCAAGCUAAUAAAAGAUGAUCCUUUAACGGAGCUACAAAAUCCUGCUUUAUCAUAUUAUGACUCUGAGGUUAAUGAGAAUGGUAUUUUUGAUGAAAAUAAAAGGGAGGCUUUAAGACUAAACAAUCAAUAG